CCCGCCGGAACCACCCGCUGCUACCAAAGCUGCUCUGUUCUCUCCUCUCAUCACCCUCUGUCUCCGCGACACGACGACACCAGAAGCGAAACAGAGCAGGAGAAAAACCCGGAGACGCCUCCUCGACCGACCGACUUCAUCUCGCUCACCAUGCUGCGAGCGGCGGGGAACAGGCUGCUGAUCGGCGCGGCGGGGACCCGCCCGUUCGCCGGCGCCGGAGGUUCCUCCUCCUCCUCCGCGGCGGCUGCCGCGGGAACGAGGGGCUACCACGAGCGGGUGGUGGACCACUACAGCAACCCGCGCAACGUGGGGGCGUUCGACAAGGAGGACGCGGACGUCGGCACGGGCCUCGUCGGCGCGCCGGCGUGCGGGGAUGUCAUGAAGAUGCAGAUCCGCGUCGACCAGGCCUCCGGCACCAUCGUCGACGCAUGCUUCAAGACCUUCGGCUGCGGCUCCGCCAUCGCAUCAUCCUCGGUCGCCACUGAGUGGGUGAAGGGAAAGCAGAUGGACGAAGUGAUAGCGAUCAAGAACACAGAGAUCGCCAAGCAUCUGUCGCUGCCACCGGUGAAGCUCCACUGCAGCAUGCUCGCCGAGGACGCCAUCAAGGCCGCCGUGAAGGACUACGAGGCCAAGAAGGCAAAACCGGCGAAUGCAGAUGAGUAGGCGACGUACGUGCAGCUCGUGCCAUCUGAAACCCGGACUAGCUACAAUAAAAAUCCAGAAGCUACAUAGCUCACUCUGACAGUCUGACGGAUGAAUAUCAUCAGACGCAUGUGGAGCAACAUAGCAUGUACAUAUUAUAAACUGCAUAAACAGAGUGAUGUUUGUGAUGAUCCCUGGUGCUGAUAAUGUUUUUCUUCAUCCCGUCGGAAUAACGAGCAAUAAGGAUUUUACGGUGUA
Lolium perenne is the source of this 900-nucleotide messenger RNA. Its product is annotated as iron-sulfur cluster assembly protein 1-like. Gene Ontology annotation, molecular function: iron ion binding; iron-sulfur cluster binding. Gene Ontology annotation, biological process: iron-sulfur cluster assembly. NCBI's taxonomy places the organism in Eukaryota, Viridiplantae, Streptophyta, Magnoliopsida, Poales, Poaceae. The record is from RefSeq and is a predicted model, not a curated record.